Molecule: messenger RNA, 3060 nt
Organism: Solanum pennellii
Lineage: Eukaryota; Viridiplantae; Streptophyta; Magnoliopsida; Solanales; Solanaceae
Product: UDP-arabinose 4-epimerase 1-like
Exons: 9
Coding region: 1529-2698 (389 amino acids)
Biological process (GO): beta-D-galactose catabolic process via UDP-galactose, Leloir pathway
Cellular component (GO): cytosol
Molecular function (GO): UDP-glucose 4-epimerase activity
Source: RefSeq, a predicted model, not a curated record
AAAUCACAUACUAUAAGUUUAUAAUUAUAGAAAUUUUUCAAAAUGAUACAAUAAUAUAAGCGCUGCUACAUUAAUUUUAUGUUCGAGAUACAUUAAUCGUUUAAGUAAAAUACAUUACAUUUUAUACAUGAUAUACUAAUUUGAUACGCGAGAUAUAUAACUCUGAUGCGUUAGAUACGUUAAUCUGAUGCGCGAAAAUAAGAAAUUUUGGGAAUUUGUAAAACUAACAGAGAAUAAUGAUUAUAUGAGUAUUUAAAUGUGAAAUUUAUGUCAUUUUUCAAAUAUAUGAUCUCACAAUUUCUUGGUUGGAGUUGAAAUGUGUAAGAAAGGAGUGAGUCUUUAAUUUUAUAUUCUCUUGUGACUUUCACCAUUUUUACUUUUUUUUUUAAAAAAAAAUAAUAAUUGUAAGACUUAAUUUUUAAAAAAUGGAGUUAAUUGUACAUGCCCUCAUUUUAUGUUAACUGUAAUAAAGAUAAUAGUCAUAUAACAAUUCAAUUCCCAGAAGACCAGGACUUCAUUAUGAUAAUUCAAUGUUGUAAAAUAAUUAAUAUUCCCUUAUUUUGAGGCUUUAGAUCUAUUUUUGCACCAUUUAUUCAUCAUCAUCCUCUUUUUUUCUUCUUGUUUUCUUUAAUUUAUAUUUAUAAAAUUUGUUGAAUCACUUCUCUUGUUUAUUAUUAUCAUUUCUUUCUGGUAAUUAAUGUUCUUUGUUCCCUCUUGAAGUUAUAUUAUGUAUUUAGAAUAAUUUAGCUUUAGAUUUCUCAUUUCACUAUAUCCCUACAAUUACCUCUAGUUUGUUUUAGAUCAUAAAUUUCGAAGGUUUGUUCGUUCUUUCUUAAAAUGCAUGUCCGAUCAAAGUGUAUCGUGUAAAAUAUGAUAAAGUUAGUAGUACGUAAAACUUACUCAUACUCUAUGUUUACACUAGAUCAAUAAAUGCAAUAUGAGUGUUUUUCAUAUAUACAUUCAUUCCCGCUUUAAUUUUUAACCGUAAGGUCAAUUUGCUUAGUUUGAUAUAAAUAUCGAGUCAGAAUAAGUAUAAGUGUAAUGUGGAAGAACCAUCAUUUAUAGUUUGAUUCAAAUGGAUAUAAGAUGAAUCACUCCAAUUUCUCAGCUAAAAAUCAUGAAGUUUGAAGUGAAAAAAAUAGGGAAAAAGGACAGAUAUACCCUCAAACUAUCGUAAAUGGUAUGCAAAUACCCUCCGUCAUACUUUCAGGACAUUGUUGCCCCUGCCGUCCAAAAACUAGAGCAUAUAUACCCUUUAUACUAACAGACAUACACGUGUCACAAUUUUAUCCAUCGAUCCGAUAUUUAUCAACGGAUAAGAUUGCGCCACGUGUCCCUAUUUAGUUUUUCGUUAGAGCGAAGGGCAUAUAUGCUCUAGUUUUUGAACGGCAGGAGCACCAAUGUCUCAAAAGUAUGACGAAGGGUAUCUGCAUACCAUUCACGAUUGUUUAGGGGUAUAUUUGUCCUUUUUCCCAAAAAAAUAUUCGAGGAAUGCUAAAGGCGUUAACGCGUUUUUUGUUUUUCAGGCAUGGAUUUAUUGGUGGUGUCCAAGAGAAGGAACAAUAUUACUAGAAAACUGCUCUUAGCUGCUGGCAUUACUGCAAUUUGUUUUCUUAUAUUCAGAACAUCACCUGGUUUUAGUAGUUUCAUGAAGUUUGCUCAGCGCGAACCUGGUGUAACUCAUGUCUUAGUUACUGGAGGAGCUGGCUUUAUAGGUUCUCAUGCUACUGUUCGACUCCUAAAGGAUUCAUACCGCGUAACAAUAGUGGACAACCUUUCGCGUGGAAACAUGGGCGCUGUAAAAGUUCUUCAAGAAUUGUUUCCUGAGCCAGGACGACUUCAGUUUAUUUAUGCAGAUUUAGGAGAUGCAGUAGCUGUUAACAAGAUAUUUAAACGAAAUGCAUUCGAUGCUGUGAUGCAUUUUGCAGCUGUUGCAUAUGUUGGUGAAAGUACACAAGAGCCUCUCAGGUAUUAUCACAACAUCACAUCGAAUACAUUGCUACUAGUUAAGGCAAUGGCAACAUAUGGUGUAAAGACACUAAUCUAUUCGAGUACCUGUGCUACGUAUGGAGAGCCCGAGAAAAUGCCUAUUACAGAAGAAACCCCGCAAGCACCGAUAAAUCCAUAUGGAAAAGCUAAGAAAAUGGCUGAAGAUAUCAUACUCGACUUCUCAAAAACUUCUGAUAUUGCUGUCAUGAUAUUAAGGUAUUUCAAUGUAAUUGGAUCAGAUCCUGAAGGAAAGCUUGGAGAAGCUCCUCGACCUGAAUUGCGUGAGCAAGGAAGAAUAUCUGGUGCCUGUUUUGAUGCAGCCAGGGGAAUAAUUCCAGGGCUGAAGAUAAGAGGAGUAGAUUACAGCACACCUGAUGGAACAUGUAUACGAGACUACAUCGAUGUGACUGACCUAAUCGAUGCUCAUGUUAAAGCGUUAGAGCACGCAAGACCUAGUAAAGUUGGUAUCUACAACGUCGGAACAGGAAGAGGUAGUUCAGUGAAGCAAUUCGUCGAAGCUUGUAAAAGAGCUACAGGAGUUAACAUAAAGGUUGAAUACCUCACUCGACGUCCUGGAGAUUAUGCUGAAGUAUACAGUGAUCCUUCUAAAAUUAGACACGAAUUGAAUUGGAUCGCGAGAUAUACGCUUGAAGAGAGCUUAGCAAUAGCAUGGAGAUGGCAAAAGGCACAUAGAAAUGGUUACAACUAAAAGUAGAUAAGUUUAAGGUUUGAAGUCAUGAAUUACUUUUUUAAGUUUUGAAUAGAUAACAUUAUACCUCUAGCAUACUCAGUGACGGAGCCAGGAUAUUCGUCAAGGAGAUUCUUGGCCAUAUAUAUAUAUAUAUAUACCCCUCGCGAUAACCUGGCUCCGCCAACGCCUAUGGGAGGUGCAAUGGCAUUGGAAAUUCAUGUGUGUUGUCAACAAUGAUAUCAUAGUUGAUAGUUUGUUAGGUUUAUAACUGCAAAAUCUUUACAUAUUCUUGUGUAUCAAUAGCCAUUCAACAAUUCAGUUGAUUGUCAUAAAGAUGUAUUCCUUACGUUUCAUAUUAGUUGUUCAUUUUUUCUUUUGUA